AUUACCGUUGCAUGGCAACUCGUUUGUUUAGGUUUCUGUUUACAAAUCCCUUUUGAAGGACGAACAAUGGACCUCAUCAAGGAGAUUAAUGACAAAUACCUCGCCCUCGAGGCGGAGGUUGAUCAGAAAUUGGAGAAAGUACAAGCUGAGGAACUGAAACUGGAGCAGCAGAACGAAAAGCUGGCUGAGACUUCUACCACCGCUGUUCCGAGGGUUUUGUCCUAUGAAGAAGCUCUUUUACGAAAUACCAACACUUUAAAGGCACUGGAAAUAGCAAAAGCCCGCCUGAGAUCACGUUCCACGUAUUCCCCCGUAGAGAAACUCCUUCAAAAGGCCCUGCAAAAUUACCGAAGGGAACUAGAGAGUCUGGAGGAGGUCGGUGAUAAGAGGGAAGAAAAGGGAAACCCACACGAAGAGGAGGACAACCUGUACGAUCUGGUCAUGCAGAAUGUGAUCGAGGCCAAAAAGCAGCAGACCACCGAUCUAUAGGAUAUUUCCCUGGAACUCCAGCCAAACCAUACCAUACCAUCUAGAUGUAUAUAUU
Drosophila takahashii is the source of this 544-nucleotide messenger RNA. RefSeq lists its product as uncharacterized. The record is from RefSeq and is a predicted model, not a curated record. NCBI's taxonomy places the organism in Eukaryota, Metazoa, Arthropoda, Insecta, Diptera, Drosophilidae.